CGCCGCUUCUCCCGCGGCCGCGGGGGCUUCUCCGGGUCCGCUCACACCCUGAGCUGCCCGGACCCGAGUGGAACCUUCCCGCGCGGCCCGGCCGCGCCCGGUCCCAAGAGAUACCAUGAUGUGGGGUGCAGGCAGCCCCCUGGCUUGGCUCUCUGCUGGCCCAGGGAACGUGAAUAUGAGCAGCGUGGGUUCAGCAGAGGGACCCACAGGACCAGCUGCACCUCUUCCUUCACCCAGAGCCUGGGAUGUGGUGCUGUGCAUCUCAGGCACCCUGGUGUCCUGCGAGAACGCACUGGUGGUGGCCAUCAUUGUGGGCACUCCUGCCUUCCGUGCCCCCAUGUUCCUGCUGGUGGGCAGCCUGGCUGUUGCAGACCUGCUGGCAGGCCUGGGCCUCGUCCUGCACUUUGCUGCUGUCUUCUGCAUUGGCUCCGCAGAGAUGAGCCUGGUGCUGGUUGGCGUCCUGGCGAUGGCCUUUACUGCCAGCAUUGGCAGCCUACUGGCCAUCACUGUAGAUCGGUACCUUUCUCUGUACAAUGCCCUCACCUACUACUCAGAGACAACGGUGACGCGGACCUAUGUGAUGCUGGCCCUCGUGUGGGGGGCUGCGCUGGGCCUGGGGCUGCUGCCUGUGCUGGCUUGGAACUGCCUGGACUCCCAGGCCACGUGCGGCGUGGUAUAUCCACUCUCCAAGAACCAUCUGGUGAUCCUGGCCAUUGCCUUCUUCAUGGUGUUUGGCAUCAUGCUGCAGCUCUAUGCCCAGAUCUGCCGCAUCGUCUGCCGCCAUGCCCAGCAGAUUGCCCUCCAGCGGCACCUGCUGCCUGCCUCCCACUACGUGGCCACCCGCAAGGGCAUUGCCACACUGGCUGUGGUGCUUGGCGCCUUUGCUGCCUGCUGGCUGCCCUUCACCGUCUACUGCCUGCUGGGCGAUGCCUAUUCCUCACCCCUCUACACCUAUCUCACUCUGCUCCCCGCCACCUACAACUCCAUGAUCAACCCCAUCAUCUACGCCUUCCGCAACCAGGACGUGCAGAAGGUGCUGUGGGCCAUCUGCUGUUCCUGUUCCUCUUCCAAGAUCCCCUUCCGAUCCCGUUCCCCCAGUGACGUCUAGUCACUUCACACCCUGGUGACCAGGAUGUUAGGUCCUCCAGGGUUUUGUUCUAAGCCCCCAGCUCCACACCCCAAAGACCCAGCUGGUUCUGGGUGUUUCACAGGAUUCUCUUCAGAUCCCUGCAGGGCCCAGCUGGCUCUAUGGUUCUAGAAUGUUCAAGUGGUCAGGGUUCCACUCAGAAAUGUCCCACAGCCCAGCUGGUUUGGAGUUCCAGAACACUGCUGGCUGUUUUACAGUGCCAUUCCAAGUCCCUGGUCUUCCCCCUCCCUUGAACUUGACCAUGUCACCUGACUUUUGAGUUUCUGAGCUAGAGUCAGAGAGGUUAGCCACUCAGUUCCCUAGACAGGGGAAAGAGAAAAAGAUUUAUCUAUAUCUAUAUAUGUAUAUAUGUGCACUUACAAAGAGAGUAUCUAGUUAUGAUUUAUCUAUUUAUUUAUUUAUGGGUAUGAGGGGAAAAAAAGAGACCCCCACCUUGAAAUCCAGGCCAUACCAGGGUAUCCCCAGUCCCCACACCCACAUUUCUGACCUCAGUUCCUAGAGGGGGGAAAGGGAGAAAGAGAAAUCAUGUAUUUUGUUAUUAUUUUUGCUUAUUUUUUAUUGAAGAGAUCAUAGAAACCAGAGCCUUCUCCCUAGGCCUGCCCCUCUAGGGUUUCAGUGGGGGAACACACCAGCCUCUGGUUUUUUAUUUUUUUAAGAAGCCAUCACCUGAGCAACCGAGAAUUCCUCUGCGCUGGGGGCUGGCUGCCCUCUGGUGGCGGUUUGGGGGAAACUGCAGCCUGGCCAGGCAGCCAGGACCAAGACGUGGCAACCCCAACUCCACUCCAGCCUGGCAUCCAGCGCCACAGCCAUGGCCUGGGGGCAGACCUCACCUUCCAGUGCCCUAGGAGGCAGGGUGUGAGCCAACACCUGAACCCUCUGCCAAUCGGGGUAUGGCCCCCAGUGCAUUCCCGAUUCCUGUC
Molecule: messenger RNA, 2067 nt
Organism: Rhinolophus ferrumequinum (greater horseshoe bat)
Lineage: Eukaryota; Metazoa; Chordata; Mammalia; Chiroptera; Rhinolophidae
Gene: GPR3
Product: G protein-coupled receptor 3
Exons: 2
Coding region: 116-1108 (330 amino acids)
Biological process (GO): G protein-coupled receptor signaling pathway
Cellular component (GO): membrane
Molecular function (GO): G protein-coupled receptor activity
Source: RefSeq, a predicted model, not a curated record